This is a messenger RNA of Pectinophora gossypiella (pink bollworm), 6949 nucleotides long. Its product is annotated as sodium-independent sulfate anion transporter-like. Lineage: Eukaryota; Metazoa; Arthropoda; Insecta; Lepidoptera; Gelechiidae. The record is from RefSeq and is a predicted model, not a curated record. The transcript is spliced from 14 exons. The coding region runs from base 157 to 1962 and encodes 601 amino acids. Gene Ontology annotation, biological process: transmembrane transport. Gene Ontology annotation, cellular component: membrane. Gene Ontology annotation, molecular function: sulfate transmembrane transporter activity.
AAAAGUGCUGUCAAUCGCAAAAAAUCUCCCCCUAUUUUUGAAUAAUGUAAACAUAAACAAUAAAUACUUGUUUAUUGAAUAAUUAGAUAAGAUAUUUCAAACAGAAUACGUAACUUUGGCCUAUUGUCCGGUAACUAUGAUUAAGUAGCUCAAAACAUGGCCACGGACGACCCCAGGACGCCUUUAUUGGGAUCGACUCCCAACGGGCGCAUCCAACGAGCGGCGGUGAAGCUAUGCGGGCUGGAGUCCUGGAGACGGCGGGUGCCCAUCACGGUGUGGCUGCCGACCUACAAGCUCGAGUACCUACUGCGAGACGCCAUAGCUGGAAUAACAGUCGGUUUGACGUCCAUACCACAAGGAAUAGCGUACGCUAUAGUGGCAGGGGUGCCCCCCCAGGUGGGCCUAUACUCGAGUAUAUUCCCAGGAAUAGUAUACGCAAUAUUCGGCAGCUGCAAGGACGUGACUGUUGGCCCAACUGCCAUAUUGGCCGCGUUGUUGGCCAAAUAUGUGGCCAAGAGCGUUGACUUUGCCUAUCUCGCCGCCUUCUUGUCGGGAUGUAUUAUAUUGUUACUCGGGGUUCUGCAAUUAGGUUUUCUUUUAGACUUCAUUUCCAAGCCAGUAAUCAGCGGUUUUACUACGGCUGCGGCGUUGCAGAUUGCUGCUGCUCAACUCAAGUCACUAUUUAGGAUAUCAGGGUCGUCAGGAGACACCUUCAUAGAUGCCAUAGCAAAUUUCUUCAAGCAUAUAAAGACGAUUCAACUUUGGGACACCGUUCUCGGGAUAUCCUGCAUCAUCGCUUUAUUAUUGCUUAAAAAAUCAGCUUUAAAAACGUCGGCGUCUUCUUCCCGCUGCCGCCGGCGUCUGUCCUGCUUGCUGCUGUACACGGUCCGCGCCAGGAACGCCCUCGUGGUGUUCGCGGCCGCCAUACUCGCUGCCGUGUUACAUGCCUACCACAUCACGCCCUUCGCUCUUACUGGUAAAAUCGAAGGCGGCCUGCCUAAGUUCGGGCCCCCGCCGUUCAGCACGGUGGUGAACGGCACGCAUCUGACCUUCCCCGGCAUGCUGGCCACGCUGGGCGCGGAGGGGCUCGUCAUGCCGCUGGUCGCUGUGCUGGAGAGCAUUGCCAUCGCCAAGGCUUUUGCGGGUAGCAAACCAGUGGACGCCACACAGGAGAUGAUUGCCAUCGGUGCUUGUAACCUAGUGUCAUCAUUCUGCCAGAGCAUGCCUGCCACGGGAUCCUUCACGCGCACCGCACUCAACCACGCCAGCGGGGUCGUCAGCCCUGCCGGCAGUCUGUUCAAAGCAAGCGUAGUCCUGUUAGCAGUGACGCUUCUAGCUCGCUGGUUCUACUUCAUACCGCGCGCGACACUCGCCGCUGUCAUUAUGGUGGCUAUGAUAUCUAUCAUCGAACUGAAGAUAGUCAAGUUGCUUUGGAAGAAUAGCAAAAUCGAACUACUGGUGUAUCUGAUAACUGUAGUAGUGGGGGCGGCCGCGGGGCUGGAGUAUGGCAUCCUGGCGGGGGCGGCGGCCGACGCAGCUCGUGCGCUUGCUGCAGCCGCCAGACCACAGCUGCAUACACAUGUGUUUAAGGUGGGAAAUCUUGAUUGUCUUUCGAUCACGCUAGUCGGCACUCUGUCGUACGGCAGCGCGCAGUACUUGGGGUCACAGGUUCGAUCCCGAGUGUCUCCGCGUACAUCCAUACUUGUAUUAGACGCCAGGCAGUUACAUUCUAUGGACAUCGGUGUUGCUGAGAACCUGAUAACAGUGUUAGAAGACUUAGAGGAGAAGCAACAUUGGUUCCUGCUGUGGAACUUCCCUGACCGACUGCGCCGCCUGGUGGAAGACCUGCGGCCCACGCUCGCGGCUAGAUUUGUCUCCGGGCCCAGCAUUGACCAGCACAUACUUGGUCUGGACAUCGACAGACGAGAAUAUAAUAAUACAUUUAAUCAAAUAUUUAAUUGAAUUUGGACAGAUUUUCUCGUGACUUUGACAGUUUAUCAGUAGCAAGAAGCAGUAUAUCUAUAAUAAUUAUAAUAGAACAAAAUACAUAGAAGAUGUUAUGACUAGAUAUAGUCUCAUAACGAAGCAUCGCGCCUGUAUCCUUAAAGGGGUAGGCAGAGGUGUAAAGUAUACAGGGUGUUAGUGACAUCGUAACGAAAACUUUGAGGGAUGAUUCAGACCGUGAUUCUGAGUUGAUAUCAAGUGGAAUUUUCCAUCGCAAAAGUAUAAAAUUAAAAAUAAUUUUAAAAAAGCACAUAAUAACGGGUUCUUACCGCGUUUAAAUGGGGAUAUGAGACUCUCGAUAUUUCGACACAGUUGCAAGUUUUAAACGCGGUAAGAACCCGUUAUUUAACGUUAUUUAACCCCCAUUUAAACGCGGUAAGAACCCGUUAUUAUGUGCUCUAAUUAUGAUAAUAACCGCGUAAACUUAAAACAAUGUAUAAUUUAAAAAAACUAAAAAAAAAACAUGAAUUUUGCGACGGAAAAUUCCACUUGAUAUUAACUCAGAAUCAUGGUCUGAAUCAUCUCCCUCAGUAUUCGUUACGAUGUCACUGACAUGCUUGCAGCUAUGUUUAAGUUCAUGUGAUAUCAAUUUAUCUAUGAUCCAAACAUGAAUUCAUACUUAAAGUAGAAUUCAGUGGUGGUGGUCAACGGCCUCCGUGGUCCAGUGGUUGAGCGUUGGGCUCACGAUCCGGAGGUCCUGGGUUCGAUUCCCAGUGGGGACAUAUCACAAAAAUUACUUUGUGGUCCCUAGUUUGGUUAGGACAUUACAGGCUGAUCACCUGAUUGUCCGAAAGUAAGACGAUCCGUGCUUCGGAAGGCACGUUAAGCCGUUGGUCCCGGUUACUACUUACUGUGUAAGUACGUAGUCGUUAUAAAUGAAUCAUGUCAGGGGCUGGCGGCUCAAUAGUAACCCUGACACCAGGGUUGAUGAGGUUGGUAAUUCGCCUCACAACCCACACGAUAGAAGAAGUGGUUUAGAGCCCGAAUCGGGAUUCAAACCCGUGACACUGUGAAGUAAGUCACGUGGUCUAUCACGCCCGUAAUCCCUAUUUGGGUGCGACAGUCAGGAGGCUGUAUGUGUAACAAGCAUUAGUUUUCUGCGUUUAGAAUAAAUGUUGGUGCUUAUCUUUCUCAAGGGUACUUUCUCAGUGAUAAUUAUUAUAUUAUACCUAUUAGAUAGACAAUGGUGCCGAUUCCAGGGGGGUUAAAAUGGCCACAUCGAAGCAAUUCAUCUAAGAAAGCAAUAUUGCAAUUUGACAUUAAAAUUUGCGCAUAUAAAAAAAAGUAAGUGCGCAAUGCAAACAAAUGUCAAAUAGCAAUAUUGCUUUCUUAGAUGAAUUUGACAUUAAAAUUUGCGCAUAUAAAAGUAAGUGCGCAAUGCAAACAAAUGUCAAAUAGCAAUAUUGCUUUCUUAGAUGAAUUUGACAUUAAAAUUUGCGCAUAUAAAAGUAAGUGCGCAAUGCAAACAAAUGUCAAAUAGCAAUAUUGCUUUCUUAGAUGAAUUUGACAUUAAAAUUUGCGCAUAUAAAAGUAAGUGCGCAAUGCAAACAAAUGUCAAAUAGCAAUAUUGCUUUUUUAGAUGAAUUGCUUCGAUGUGGCCAUUUUAACCCCCCAGUACGCACCAUCUGAUUUUAUUCCAAGUUAUACCUGUCAUUUUCUUAUCCCCCGAAAAGGAAAGGGACGGGCAAUAAAAUGUACGGAACAGACGUCAAUUUUAGGCAGAAAUUUAAAACGCCCUCCCAAAAUUUUUUAUUUGCUAAUAACCAGACAGAAUUAAGUUGACAGCACACGUCAAACAGGUUGCAUAUAAGUGAGAAAGAAAGAAUAUAACAAUUGCCAAUCAUCCGUCUCUUUCCUUUACGGCGGAUUAGAAAAAACUUAAAGUAAAAUUAGGAGGUGUCUGCAAGAAUCGGAGCCACUGAGAGACUAUCCAGGCUACGUUCCCUAAAAUAAUUAUAGAUGGCGCUGUACAGAGUUACCUUCGUUUAUCCUUCUAAUUUCAUAGAUAACAGGACUUAAUAUUAAUUCGUAGGAUAACAUACAUAUCUUUGUUUUUGGGUAUAAAUGGUUAUUACACCCAGGCACAAUACAUCUUAUUAUUCUGUUCAAAAUAAAGAGAAGCAAUAUAAGUAAUGUAGACGACAGGUCGACAUGGCAAUUCUCUAGUGACGUGACGUUUUCAAUAUCGAUAUAUUUUUAUUAUGUAUGUAACAAAAUGUGAAUAAAAUAAUACCACGUUUUCAUUUAAGUUAAUAUUUAUUCAUCUGAAUCAUCUAACGUUAAUUUUAUUUCUAAAUAUAUUCUUAGUUUUCAAUAAUUUCUUAGCAAGUAUAUGUAAAAUAUACUUGCUAUAUUUAUAAUUUUGAUUGACCAUAAAUAUUUAGAUUAGAUUUCUUUUAAAUCUAUUGUUUUUCUUUUGUGUUAAUGUUAAUUUCUAAUUCAAUAAAUUAUGUGAGCGAGAUUAUAAUCGAUAAACGCGGUCGAUACGGACUCGUGCGACACUAAGACGCCGCGGGGACUGUGCGGGUAUGCGGGGCGACCCCGCCUCCGCGGCUCACCUCAUGCCCCGAUUGCCAUGUCGACCUGUCGUCAACAGUAGCAACAUAAUUCUAUACCAUAUCUGAUCUAUAUCAAUCAACAAUUAUUUUUAUAAGUGUAUGCUUCUGCCAUUACAUUAUAAUUUUGCAUAAUUAUGUACAAUAAGAAAAUAGGUAACUAUCAUGUUAAAUGUGUACAACGCCAUCUAUAUUAUUUUGGAGGACGUUGCUUGGAAAGUCCCUUAUUCAGAUGAUGCUGUAAGCAAGUAGAUGGUGCGUACAGUCACGAGCAAUAUAAUGUACCCACUUUAGGACUCUGUCGCACUAACAUAUUUGACUUUUAGUGAGACUUACGGUUCAAUUUGUCAAAAAAAAUAAUGUGACAUGGUACCAAAUUGUAUACAUAUUAAUGCUCGUGACCGUACAUAAAUAGCGUAUAUAGGGUGUUAGUGACAUCGUAACGAAAACUUUGAGAAAUGAUUCUGACCGUGAUUCCGAGUUGAUGUCAAGUGGAAUAUUCCGCCGCAAAAGUAUGGCACUGAAAAUAAUUAAAAAAAAACUAAAAUAUUCAUGGUUUUUCCGAUAGGAAAUUCCAUUUGAUAUUAGCUCAGAAUCAUGGUCUGAAUCAUCCCCCUCAGUAUUCGUUACGGUGUCACUAACAUCCAUACAUACUUGUAUGGCUACCUGUACGUACUUGUAUGGGGUGUAAGUGACAUCGUAACGAAAACUUUGAGGAUUGAUACAGCUCAUUAUCCUGAGUUAAUAUCAGGUGGAAUUUUCCAUCGCAAAGGAAUAGAAUUGAAAAUAAUUUUAUGAAACACAAAUGAAACCUGAAUUUUGCGACGGAAAAUUCCACUUGAUAUUAACUCAGAGUCAUAGUCUGGAUCAUUGCCCUCAGUAUUCGUUACGAUAUCACUAACACCUUGUAUGCGUCCUAAGUUACCGAAUCUAAGUCAAAUGUUGACGUCACACCCGUAUUCUGGUAUGUUAACUCGAAUCUUCCUUGACUCUGUCCUUAGUUGAGGCAACUAAGACUUUCUUUUAUUUUUAUACCACUCAGCCGUGCUUAGGGAAACUCACAAACACAAUGACAUCAUCACCAGCUCAUUAACGUCCCCACUGCUGGGGCACGGGCCUUCCCUAUGGAUGGAUCCCUAUCCAUCCAUAGGGAAGGCCCUUAAACCAUCACGCGGGCCCAGUGCGGAUUGAUGGUUAUUAACGACUGAUAAUGCAGCCGGGACCAACGGCUUAACGUGCCUUCCAAAGCACGGAGCAGUUCGAGAUGAAAACUUUUUUUUUUGUGGUCACCCAUCCUAUGACCGGCCUUUGCGAAAGUUGCUUAACUUCAACAAUCGCAGACCGAGCGCGUUAACCGCUGCGCCACCGAGCUCCUCAAACACCAUGUCAUCUACAUGUAACUGUAGACUUAUCGUUCUAAGAAAUAUUAGUACUUAAUAUUUUAGAUAGAUAGCGACGGCGUCGGCUUAAUGACGAUAAAUAAAAUAAAAAUAAAAUAAAAUAAAGUUUUGUUUACAAUAACCUUAAUUAAUAAUAAUCAGGGUUGGAGCCUGCUAGUAUGUGCAAAAACACCUGUGACAACAGGAUCCGCUUCUCUAUGGCCAUUCUUAAUUAUACAACAUAUUUUUUAUUAUUAACUAAAAUAAUUAUAAAUAUGUUUAUUUUCUUUUUUAUUAUUAUUUAUUUUAUUUUUCAGAUAUUUUUCCAUAGUUUGUUAUUAUGGACAAAUGUCUGAAUUACGGCUUAUUCUAUUUUAUACAUGAUUGAAGAAUUUCGCAUGGACAGGAGGAGGACCCGGUCGUGUAAUGGAUAACACGCUUGUACCGGAUUGACAAAAGCUGCGGGUUCAAGUCACAUCUGACUCAGUUUUUUCUUUGUGACUUUAAAAAAAAAACUCGGAAUCAGCUCAAGAUCGGUAUUCUUAGACGGUGCCUCGAGUUUACUCCAGUGGGGUUGAGUGGACACCCCGGCCAAGUAGUUAAUGCCAUCUGCGGCAAAUCUACAAUAAGUCACGUCAAAAAAAAAGAGUGGACACCAUGACGUCAUUAUUUACAUUUGUUGUUUCUUUAUGUUGGCAGUAUGAUAUGAUUGACUACAGUGAGUUAAGUCCUCAAGUCGAUAACUUAUAUGUCAAUUUAAAAUACCAAAAUCCUUAGCUAAUUCGAGUGGACGAAGUUUUCCAGUUAACAUAUUAAAAUGCGGGUGUUAGAAUUUUUUAAUACAUUCCACUAUAAACCAAAGUUACUUAAUAUUAGAUAGGUCUUCUUAGAUAGGUUUGAAGAGAGAAGAUUAAAUAGGUGUCAGAUUAUAGAUAUAAGAGAAAUUAUAUUACAUAGAUACUUUAGUUGUACAUGGAUUUUAUUUUGUGUAAAUAAAAUGAUUAUUAUUCA